Molecule: messenger RNA, 2529 nt
Organism: Thamnophis sirtalis
Lineage: Eukaryota; Metazoa; Chordata; Lepidosauria; Squamata; Natricidae
Source: RefSeq, a predicted model, not a curated record
AAAAAUAAAGAAGAAGAAGAAAGGAAGCGAGAUCAGCCUCCUCCUCCUCUUUCCUCGCUCGCCUUUUUCUCCGCCAGCCGGCCUGGGGCUGUCGGAUCUUCAUCCAAGAAGGACGGGAACUUUUUAUUUUCAGCUCCCUCGGCCUGUGGCGAAUGGUUGGAGUCUCCAGUCCUUUUCGGUAAAAGAUUGAUCACUGGACUGGUGAACGUAAUAGCUGUCCCAGUCAGAAAAGGAGAGAGGAAAAUGAUAUCUGUCAAAAGAAACACUUGGAGAGCACUGAGUUUAGUAAUAGGUGACUGCCGGAAAAAAGGGAACUUUGAAUUUUGCCAAGAUCGGAUUGAGAAGCAUUCCACAAUGCCAGAUUCACCUGUGGAUGUGAAGACACAAUCCAGGCUGACCCCUCCAACAAUGCCUCCUCCCCCAACUACCCAAGGAGCCCCAAGAACCAGUUCUUUCACACCCACAACAUUAACUAAUGGCACGAGCCAUUCACCAACAGCUUUGAAUGGGGCUCCUUCCCCACCAAAUGGCUUUAGCAAUGGCCCAUCCUCCUCCUCCUCCUCAUCUUUGGCUAAUCAGCAGUUACCACCAGCUUGUGGAGCUCGGCAGCUUAGCAAACUGAAGAGAUUUCUUACAACCUUACAGCAGUUUGGCAAUGACAUUUCACCAGAGAUUGGGGAGAGAGUGCGUACCCUUGUGCUAGGACUUGUGAACUCUACUUUGACAAUUGAAGAAUUUCAUUCCAAACUGCAAGAAGCCACUAACUUCCCACUGCGACCUUUUGUCAUCCCAUUUUUGAAGGCCAAUUUGCCCCUGCUACAGCGGGAGCUCCUACAUUGUGCAAGGCUGGCCAAGCAAAAUCCCGCCCAGUACCUCGCUCAGCAUGAGCAGCUGCUUCUGGAUGCCAGCACCACCUCACCUGUUGACUCCUCAGAGCUGCUUCUCGAUGUGAACGAAAACGGGAAGAGGCGAACUCCAGACAGCUCUUAAAUUGCAUCAUGGACAUGGUAGAAAAAACAAGGCGAUCUCUCACUGUGCUACGGCGAUGUCAAGAAGCUGACCGGGAAGAACUUAAUUACUGGAUACGGCGGUACAGCGAUGCAGAGGAUUUGAAAAAAGGCAACGGUAGCAAUCAUUCUAGGCAGCAGAGUCCAGUGAACCCGGAUCCCAUCCCUUUAGAGUUGCUGGAACUGUGGCCGUAAAGCCAGUGAAACCUGCAGUGGUUGCAACACUGCACGUUACUGUGGCUCGUUUUGCCAACAUAAAGACUGGGAGAAACAUCACCACCUCUGUGGACAGACUCUACAGGCCCAGCCACAAGGGGAGACACCAGCAGUCAGCUCCUCCGCAACACCGAAUAGUGGCGCCGGGAGCCCCAUCGACACCCCACCAGCAGCUACUCCUAGGUCAAACACCCCUGGAACUCCAAGCACCAUAGAGUCAACUCCUCGCUAAGACUGAACUUUAAAAUACUUAAAGACAAAUACAAAGCAAAACAAAAUCCUCAUCCUCAGAUACUCAAAGGUUUCUACUGAACUUUUACAUUUCAAUAUUAUAAAAGAAAUUAUACUGUAUCUUGAGGUAGAAGCAAAACCCAGAAGGCCAGUAACGGGUCAUAAUGACUUAUUCUGGAUAACAAAGAUAUCUUUUCUUUAGGAAACAGAGAAGAUUGAACAUACACACAAUGAUAGAUUUGACCUCCUCCCUGUUAUUUUCCAGUAGCUGGGAUUUUAAACUAGGUGACCUCAUUAACACGAUGCUUUACCAAACAGCAAACCAAGAGAUUGCUAAUUGCUGUUGAAAGCAAAAAUGCUAAUAAUAUAAAGUCACAAUUGUUCUUUGUAACAAAAAAAAAUGGAUUUUUUUUAAACUGCGAGAAAGAGAGAGAGAAUGAGAGAGAGAGAGAAAGUAAGAAAGAAAGAAAACAAAACCCCCUCAUGGGCUUAAGCAUUGGAUAAAGCAGCAGACAUUUUAAUAAGAAGAUGAAUAGCGUCCAUGGGUUACUGACUUGAACUCUGAAGACCCGUAUCAAAAACACGCAGAUGUGCAGCAGAUUGGAAGGAGACACAGAUGUUCAUUUUUUUUUCUUGUUUCUGAAUGAAAUAAUAAUAGCCAGGUCAACAGAAUGAAAAAUGGAAGAUGAUUGCAGUGGGAUGAAGGAUUUAAAAGAGCAGCAAAGAGAAAAAAAAAUACCAUCACACAAAAAUCUCCUCUUCUUUUUUGUCCUUUUGUUUCGUUUUUUUGGUGGGGAUUAUUUUUCUGUUUUGUUUUGGUUUUGUAUUUUUUUUUUAGACCAGAAAUAAGAACACAGCCUGCAGUUAAUUAGCAUUUUGGCAGCUAUAAUAUCAACCAGCUGCCUCUAUCCUUCCCCCUCUCAAAAAGGGAAAAAAACAACCACCGAGCUUCAAAAUUUUCUUCACUUUUUUUUACAAGCUUCCACAGUGGAAGACCAUCCGGUCUGUUUCACCUCGUUCGUUUUUGUAUCAGCAAUGGUGACAAUGCAGUGACUCCAGCUCCAGAUCUCAUCCA